This is a messenger RNA of Eruca vesicaria subsp. sativa (arugula), 453 nucleotides long. The record is from the annotation of a GenBank genome assembly. Lineage: Eukaryota; Viridiplantae; Streptophyta; Magnoliopsida; Brassicales; Brassicaceae.
AUGAAGAUUGAUCUGAAUAAGGUGGCUCGUAAGAUCGAGGUCGAUAACCGUAUUCCUCUUCGUAACUACUACCGCAUCGCCGAUAAUCUUCUCCGUCAGGCCAGCAUAUACCGAGAAGAGAAGAAUGUUGUUGAUUUGUAUAUUAUGCUUCUUAGAUAUUCAAGUUUGAUUUCUGAAACCAUUCCUUUCCAUCAAGAUUACCAGGCAUCGCUUCCACAAGCCAGACUUGGGAGCAGGAAGAAGUUGCGGUCUGUAAUCAAUGAGCUCGAGUCUCUGAAACCGGAAUUCGACCGUCGUGUGGAUGAACUGAACAGAGAAGAUGAUGAAUCACAUCGGAUUGGAAGUGACUUCCCUGUUGUAUCAAGAGAUGCUGUUGAAUGGCCUCAUGUCCACAGAGAUCCUUACCCUAGACCUGAUAUUAAGAAGGUUCAAGACUUUAAAAUUUCAGUUUAG